Molecule: messenger RNA, 1415 nt
Organism: Carassius auratus (goldfish)
Lineage: Eukaryota; Metazoa; Chordata; Actinopteri; Cypriniformes; Cyprinidae
Gene: klf2b
Product: Kruppel like factor 2b
Exons: 3
Coding region: 269-1372 (367 amino acids)
Biological process (GO): regulation of transcription by RNA polymerase II
Molecular function (GO): RNA polymerase II cis-regulatory region sequence-specific DNA binding; DNA-binding transcription factor activity, RNA polymerase II-specific
Source: RefSeq, a predicted model, not a curated record
GUCCGGCACAGAGAGACUGGAGACCUGUAGAGCGAGCGCACGGUGCCUUAUAUACAGACUGUGUUUAGGAACGCUGAGCGCAGUUUCCCCCGCACACACAAUUGGUCCAGGAGAAUUUAUUUAUUAGGUAGGAGUCGCUCCUGCCAGACACACUUUGUUCAUGACUUUGGGAGUUCACUCGAGGGAAAAGCGCAGCGCAGUUUGACAUCUGUCCACGAGCAAGUGCAACAGUACAGAAGAUAAAUACAACGCAGCACGCAUCUUGGAAAUGGCUUUACCGUGCCUUUUGCCUUCGAUUUCGACGUUUGCAAACCAGAAGGAGAAACUCUGGGAGGAUAGGUGGAAGUGUGUGGAGGACAAACCUCUGAGCGCCGGCUGUCCUCCGCUCAACGUGGCACAGCACAUGGACUCUUGUCGUAGCCGCAAGGAUGAGGAGGAUCUGAGUAAUUAUUUGGACCUGGAGUUUAUCCUGGCCAACACAACGGGACCCCUAGAGGUGGGAGCCGAGUUCGUCUCGCACGCGGAGCCCUGCGGCAUGUACUCGACGGGAGCGUAUGUUCCUCCGGAGCAAUGCAGCGCUCCUCCUCCGCCGUACUCCAACAGCCUCAUGGCCGAGCUUCUGAGAUCCGACAUGGACAGCUCCUACGACGGCGCCAUUCAGGGAAGAUUCAUCGUCAACUCGUUCCCUCGACAGGACUUUAUUGAUAUCAAAGUGGAGCCACCAAUGGACGGUUACGGGCCGGUGAUGGGCAUGGUGCCGCAGAGCUGCCAAAAAAUCAAACAAGAAGGCAACGUUUCAUGCAUGAUGUCUUUCGAGCAACCCCGACUGGCAGUUUCUCCGCAGGCCAUGGGGAAUAUGACGCCUCCGUUGAGUCCGGAUGACUCCCAUCUGCACCCAUCUGCAUUUCCGCAGGCUUUCCAUCACUCGCCUGCAGCUUACGCUCAAAUGCAGAUCCCGUACACGACACGGCACCAGUUCGGCAUGUUCGAGGACACCAUGGGCAUGCAACCCAACAUGCAAAGAGCUCUUCUGACUCCUCCGUCCUCUCCGCUGGAUCUAAUGGAGUCCAAACCCAAGCGGGGACGACGCACCUGGCCGAGGAAGCGCACGGCGACACACACCUGCACCUACGCCGGCUGCGGCAAGACGUACACCAAGAGCUCGCAUUUGAAGGCGCAUCACCGAACCCACACCGGUGAGAAGCCGUACCACUGCAACUGGGAGGGAUGCGGAUGGAAAUUCGCCCGCUCCGACGAGCUGACGCGUCAUUUCCGCAAACACACGGGGAUCCGGCCGUUCCAGUGCCACCUGUGUGAACGUGCAUUCUCCCGCUCCGACCACCUGGCACUGCACAUGAAGAGACACCUGUGAAGCCUGGAUCCACAACCACACAACUGCCUUAUUUAAAGACUUA